Lytechinus variegatus (green sea urchin) is the source of this 865-nucleotide messenger RNA. Its product is annotated as dual specificity protein phosphatase 22-like. The record is from RefSeq and is a predicted model, not a curated record. The transcript has 7 exons. Gene Ontology annotation, cellular component: cytosol. Gene Ontology annotation, molecular function: protein tyrosine/serine/threonine phosphatase activity. NCBI's taxonomy places the organism in Eukaryota, Metazoa, Echinodermata, Echinoidea, Temnopleuroida, Toxopneustidae. The coding region runs from base 57 to 806 and encodes 249 amino acids. Gene Ontology annotation, biological process: transforming growth factor beta receptor signaling pathway; protein dephosphorylation; positive regulation of JNK cascade.
CAACAAGAGAGUGAGACAGAGUGAAGAAGGCAGAAGAAUAAAGAUCAAAAUCUGAAAUGGGGAAUGGAAUGAGUGAGGUCUUGAAAGGAAUCUAUGUUGGCAACUUCAGAGAUUCAAAAGAUGAGACACAGCUGAACAAUAAUAACAUCACACACAUCCUAUCAAUACAUGACAAUGCCAAGCCUUUAAGACCAGAUAAAGAGUACCUCUGUUUUUCUGCAGAUGAUGCACCGGGACAAAAUUUAAUACAAUUUUUUGGAGAGAGUAAUAACUUUAUCCAUAAAUGCAGACUAGAAGGCGGCAAUGUUCUUAUACAUUGCCUCGCUGGUGUAUCUCGAAGUGUCACCCUUACUGUGGCGUAUAUGAUGACCGUUACUGAUUAUAAAUGGGAGGACUGUCUGCGGGCGGUGAAGACAUGCAGAACAGUGGCACAUCCUAACUUUGGUUUCCAGAGACAACUACAAGAAUAUGAAUAUUCAAAGUUAACAGAAUUCAAGCAGGACAUCAGGCUUCGGUUCCCUGAAUAUUCAGCGGAUGAAGACAUCAAGAAGAUGCAGGCCCUUCUGGAGAAAUACCACCAAGAAAGUAAGGAUGCCAACCAGGGCCGAGACCCUCAUGAGGGUUUCAUCUACCCCCUCCCAAGAAACGCCUACAAUAUUAGACUCAAGAAGGAGAAGGAGGCGAGGGAAAGAGCAGCAGAGUCUCAGGGAUCAGCAACGGGAAUGACUGAAUCAACGACAGCAUCAGCAACCUUGGAGGAAUCAUCGAAGAACAUGGAAAUGGCCUUUGCAGAUCAACAAGAUUGAUACGUAGUAUACUUUAGAUGUUUUGUAAUCAUAUACAUAUAUAUAUAUAUAGAGAGAGA